This is a messenger RNA of Ostrinia furnacalis (Asian corn borer), 5582 nucleotides long. RefSeq lists its product as uncharacterized. Gene Ontology annotation, cellular component: cell cortex. Bases 307 to 4173 code for a protein of 1288 amino acids. Gene Ontology annotation, biological process: imaginal disc-derived wing hair organization. The transcript has 10 exons. The record is from RefSeq and is a predicted model, not a curated record. Lineage: Eukaryota; Metazoa; Arthropoda; Insecta; Lepidoptera; Crambidae.
GCAGCGGCCAGUCACCGCGCCCGGCACGCGCGCGACUGAUCCGAAAUCACCAGCGCACUGACCUAUAUCGAACGCGCGUUCUUUUUUCGAAAUUCAAAUUCGAAGUUGUUUUUUUUAGUGUCAAUGACAAUAGUGGCCAGAUUUAGGUGCUGAUCUCGAUGCAGCAUUGCUCGAUUUGAGUUUCACAGUUUUCCCGCCAACGAACUGUUUGAUCACAAAAAUAUCGAUGGAGCCUACGAUGCAGCAGUAAGGUGUCGUCAGCAAUGCGCGAGCCCGAGGCGAGCGGCGCAGGCGGCGCGGGCUAGCAUGGCCGCCGCGCUGCUGCUGCUGUGGGUCACCGCCGCGGCGGGCGCGCGCCUCGGCGAGCUGGCGCGUCGCGAUACCGGCGACGUGUUCACGAUCACUGGCGAAGAGUGCAGCCCGGCGCAAUGUGCAGAACACGGCGCCGGCAUGGGCAGCGCCAGCGCGGGCGCGGGCGAGUGCGCGUGCGUCUGUCCGCAGCGCGCGCCGCUCUUCAGGGAGGACAGGGAGCUGUGCGUCGACGACCUGCCCGAAUGUUCCCUGGCUACGUUCGGGACAGGCUCCGGGCUGCAGCGGAUACCGUUCGUGUAUCUGCCGUUGAAAGGCCAGAUCAUACACCCGUCUAAGGAGAUUACCUUUCAAAAUGUGAAAACGCCAAUAUGUGCCGUGUCUGGCGCUCAGUUCCUCACCCGCAAGGGUUUCCUCGACCUACGGAACACCUUGGACGCGGACGUGCCAUUUAACCUGUUCAGGGAUGAAGGCAGGACGUUUCUUCAGUGGAGCGGAGAAGACGACGUGCGCACGCGCAUGUCAGGCCGAGUGAUGGUGGUGCGGCUGCUGUGUCGAGACGUGGCGGCGGCACCCGCGUCUCCCCUGGACCUACGAGGCGUGUUCACACCCUGUGUGGCCUUUAGGGUCCAGGGCACACCGCCUAGACACUCUUCCAAUGUAACAGAAGUGCAGUUCACUCCUGACGCGCAGACUUCAGAAGCAUCCAACUCCUCUGGUCUCUCCGUGACAGAAUACGUUGCGAUCGGCAUUAGCUCACUGCUACUGGGACUCAUAUACGUUGCGUCAGUUUUUCUAUACCUCCACAUACGAAAACGACGACGAGCAGCUUCAGAAGAAGGCAGCACGAAAAGACUCAAAGGUCUGAUGAAGAAAGAUGGAUCGAUCAUCACAGAAAGAGAUAUAAUAAGAGUCAACAAUGAACGUGCCCAAGCAUUGGCUAAUAGUAUGGGACAAGACGAUGGGAUCGUCAAGAAAAAUCCAUUGAUGGGUUUGAGCAGGCAGUUCCAUGACGCCAAAAGUUUCCCAAGUGACUCUGGAAGCAAUGUUUCGGAUUCUGAAGAUUUUGCUGAGAGCAGUGCAAGAAGCGAUGACCAUAACUUGUACAAUAAUCAAGUAACAUCAGCAGUCGUUCAUCUUUAUCACGCCGAAAUUAGGCGUCAGAAUGAUGGAGAAGUAAAUCACCGCGAUGAGUCCAGCAUCGAACGUUUGCCCGAUGAGCAUGUCUCCAUAGUGGAGACCACAGACGACCGGGAGAUCGCCAGACCAGUCGGCACCACCAGACGCAAGUUGUACUUCAAUCCAGCUUACUUUGAGCCACAGCUAAUGGCGGAACCCCCGCCGGCCGCUUUAGAAUUUCUAGUAAAAAUCAGAGAAGUGAUUUCGAUUGCGAAACACAAGAUGGCAGCGAAACGAUUCCAACCAGUCCUGAAUGAAAUACCUGAAGAGGAGACAUAUCCUUCAUCCAACGGUAAUAGCUUGGACCUUUACCAAGGUCUUGGAAGCCAAAGAAGUGGUAGUGUUGUAAGUCUUAAGAGAGAAAAUAGCAGGAAGAAGAGCUGUGUUGGAUGUCCAGGUUGCAAAUCUAAUAGUGAACAUGAUAUCCAGAAUUUCUUAAAGUACGAAAUGACAGCAUGUUCAAAUUGCCUCCAUAAGAGAGGCGAUAAACAGAACAGUAUUCGUCAAUGGUUAGAGAAUAUACCGAGCGGGAAGCAACAGUCAGGGUACAACGACCUGACUACGAAUCAAAAUAAUUUAGCCAACUCCCUUCUUUCACUACCUGAUCACAGAAAUAAAAUACGAAAACAAAACAGUUUUACAGCAUCAAACUCUUUAUACAUGCGAGAUUUUUCCAUCCCAAAAAAAACUACAACUUUAUCAGUAAGGUCUGAACCACAGCUUCGAAGUUACAACUUUCCAUUACCUGAAUUCGAGAAUGUUAAUUGUGAACAUAGUAACUAUAGUAGCUACUGCCAAACUGUAUCAAGGGUAGAUGAUAUCAGGCCAAUAGGCCUUAACGACUAUCGAGCAGGCAGUCUUCGUAAUCAUCCAAAUCAUAGAAGAUAUCGACCCAUGCCAAAUAACAAUUCUUUACCUGAUAUGGUGAAUGAUGCUAUGGCUUUGGACCAUUCAAAGAAUUACACCCAAAGUAGUUCGGAUGAAGAGAGAAUUCAACAUACGGCAAUAAUUCCAAAACAAAAUAAUUAUGCUAGAAACAUUUCCGAAAGUCCUUCUGGAAAUGAGUACGAAACUGAUAGCUUGGAAAGGAAUUCUAAUCAAAAGAGAAUGACGACACCUAUCGAGUAUUCUGACGUGCCUUCGUCUCAAGCCAGUCCAAGUUUAAGCAAUGCUUUACCUUUGGACGAAGAACUGACUAUGAGGAAUGCCGUGUAUAAAACUCACUCUAGCAGCAACAGCAAUACUCCAUCGCCACAACGUGAAAUUCAUAUAGAUCAAAACCAUUAUGAAACAAUAGGGAGGCCGGUCAAUUCUAAGACAAAGCCUACUAUGGCGAAUCAGAAGAAUGAUUACAGCUUAGUGAGCGAAGUCUACGUCAAUAACAAUUACAACUUUGGCAGUACACCAACUUCUCCAAGUGGUUCUGAAUGCUCUAUGGGAAGUCGUAAAUUAACGAGAAACAGUUUCAAUGAUGCUGAAGAAAAGCCAGGUUGUUUAACAAUUGAGGUUAAAGAUCCACCAGAAAACUACAUUAAAAUACACGAAUCAGAUGGCUUCGAACCAGACACUUUAGAUAGAAAACAUCCUAAGCACAAAGAAAUAUUAGAAAACGUUAAAUUCAGUAGAAUGGACUUCGCAAACAAUUUAAGCAAUGAAGUGAAGCCGCCCAGCCAAAGAAUUCAACUCCGAAGUAGCGGAACAUUUUCAAAAACCAACAAUAAAGUUGAAUAUGCAUCCAAAUUUAACAGUCUGCGAAAUGAUUAUGAGAUUCGUAAGAAUACAUACGAGCGACCGAAAAUAUCUCCAACGACAUUCAAUGAAAGUAAAGGUAGCGAUGUGAUUGAUAUCACAUGGGAGAACGAAACAGAAACGGAAUUGUGGACUACAGAAGAAGGAAGGAUUCUAACAUUAGAGCUCAGGCAUUCUAAAAGACAACGGCAAAGUACACCGCCGACGAUCAAGCAGUUAAAAAAUUUAGCGCGACCUGAUAUCCUCCCACCUUUACCGCCCACCGAAGAUGGCCCAAUAUACGAACAGCCUAUCGUACCACCUCGGAAAGUAGAAAACGACAGAAUAACACAUACAAAAAACUUGAGUGGCAGAAGCCUCAGUCCGAGGACGUUUCACAAAUCUAUGACAGUUGAAUCUAUUUCGAGUAAUAAUUCAAUACACCGUGAACCGCAAUGUGGACCAAGCAGUCCAUUGAGAGCUUCUGGCCAGUUAAUGUCCUCGGAGUACGAUAACGUAGAUCUGAACACACUUCACAAAACAGGAUUCGUUUGCCGUACCUCUAAUAAACGACCUUCUGGGAGGAAUGCAAGUAUAAACACGAAUACUUUUGUAAGAAGCAGUAAAGAUGACAAUCACAAUAAACCUCGUUUUCGGCGAAAGAAAGGUCCAAACGUAGAAGAUUCUGGUUACUUGAGUAGUGAUUCGACGAGUUCUAGGCAAAUUCAGAGAAAAGUUGUGAUCGCUAAAAUUAUGAGCUGUAGUGAAAGUGAUGAUACUGAAAAUGAAGCUAGGAGUGAAUCUGGUGCUGAAAGUAUUGAGACUCAUUCUGUUUAUUUCGGAAGUUUUAGGAAACACCAAAUGAGUGUUGAUAGCCAAAGCGGUGUUAGCAAUAAAAGUGUGAGAGACAGUACUUGUAGUAGUAGGAACUCAAAACAUUCUAAAGACUGCUUAUAGUUAUGUAUCGUGAAUAAAUUUUGUGCAAUAGUGCUUAUGAACAGUGUGCAAUAGCGUGUGCAAUAUGCAAUAAAUAGUGUUAAUGAUAGUACAUAAAAAUAAUGUAUUAAAUAAUUUUUUAGCUUUUAAUAUUUUGAAGAUUUUAUUUCUUUUUUGUGACUUAGAUAAAUGCAUUAUAGAGGUUUCAUGGAAACCGUUUAACGUGUACUCAUAUAAAACGCAAUAAGCUUGUUUGAACAGAAAUAGAUAAUUAAAAACCUAAUUUUUAAGUUAGUAACUUUUGAACCUCUGCAAUAAUAAUGUAAUUUUAUAGUAAAGGCCGGUUGUGCAAUGCAAUAAUAGUUUAAUUAGAAUUAAUCGUUAAACGAAUCUAUUUUUAAUUAUACAUUACUAUUUAUUUCAGAAUGCUUUCAAAGAAAGACUUCUAUUGUAGCUAAUUAAAUUAACUUAAUUUUUGUAAUUAUUAUCUUGAGAGGAGACAAGACUAUGAGGUCCUAUUUAUAAGUACUAGCAUAAUCAUUAUUAACAAUAAUUUCUGUCAAAAUAAUUUGUUCUGUAUGAAAUCUUUAAACCUAAUCCACUAUAGUAACAGGUAUGGCAGAUGAUUGGCAAUAUUAUAUUAUGUAAAAAAAUAUUCCUUCUUUUUCAGAGAAUCCUAAAAACUUUGAACAUUUGAAUGAAAAAUUAUUUCGCAAUUGAUUUCUGUAAACGUAGUUUUAUUCUACAGAAUGUUUAUUUUAAAAUGUCCUUAUUUAGUUCCUGAAAAAUUUCAGGAGUAUUUUCUAGUUCUAAACACUUUAUCGCCCAUAAUAAGACCCAGGUGCUAGUUUAAAUUAAAAUAAUUUAUUUUAGAUUAAUACUUUUUUCUAUGAUUUUGUAAAUAAAUGUUGACGAGUCAGGCAGCAAAAUUUGGCUUCCUAGUACCUGACACGCAAUCGUGCUCCGGGGAGGCUAAAUAAUUAAAUUAUUGAAAUCCUCUCUGUUUGUAGAGCGCAUUGGUUACGGUAAUGGCUUAUGACUUUCGUUGGGAACAAGCAAUCUUAAUGAUAUUGGAUAAAAAAAAGUAAAAUUUUGUCAAAACUUUUUACGCAAUAAUUUCUUUAGUUGCUUCUAUGCCUUUAUGAACUUCAUGGCGCACGUCGCACCUUGGUAAGGCUAAAUGUCAGCAUGGUCAGUAACCAACCAACCAACUUUUUUCGGUAAAAAAGUUUCGAAUGUUGUCUUCAUCAGAAUCAGAAUUACAAUAAACUAUGACUAAAAAUCGCUCUAAAAGUACUCGAAAUAGAUUCACCAGUCAAUUUUAAGUUUGGUUGUUAUACCACGGCAAUGCAAUGGUGUUUUAUUCCAAGUAGUUAACAUUCAAGCUACUAAAUUAUAACAAUAAAUCACCGCGUUUGGGCCAAGUAUUU